Papilio polytes (common Mormon) is the source of this 2007-nucleotide messenger RNA. RefSeq names its product ubiquitin-conjugating enzyme E2-22 kDa (gene Ubc4). Gene Ontology annotation, biological process: protein polyubiquitination; proteasome-mediated ubiquitin-dependent protein catabolic process. Gene Ontology annotation, molecular function: ubiquitin conjugating enzyme activity; protein binding. The transcript has a single exon. The record is from RefSeq and is a predicted model, not a curated record. Gene Ontology annotation, cellular component: nucleus. NCBI's taxonomy places the organism in Eukaryota, Metazoa, Arthropoda, Insecta, Lepidoptera, Papilionidae. Bases 108 to 707 code for a protein of 199 amino acids.
UUUACCUUCAUGUUGGUAAAAAAAAUCUGGUUUUUGCCUGUCAUUUAUUUACUUGAAGAACUCAAAAGGUAUAGUUAUAAUUGAAGUAGUUACAAUAAAUUGCAAGAAUGGCUAACAUAGCUGCUAAACGUAUUAAAAGAGAAUUUAAAGAAGUAAUGAAAAGCGAGGAAGUAGCAGAUGGAACUUUGAAAUUAGAGUUGGUCAAUAACAGCUGGACAGAAUUGAAAGGACAAAUAGCUGGUCCUACAGAGACCCCAUAUGAGGGAGGAAAAUUCAUUCUUGAGAUAAAAGUACCGGAGACAUAUCCUUUUAACCCGCCUAAGAUUAGAUUUUUGACGCGCAUUUGGCAUCCGAAUGUAUCUUCGGUGACAGGUGCGAUCUGUUUGGAUAUCUUAAAGGAUCAAUGGGCUGCUGCGUUAACACUACGGACAGUGCUUCUCUCUAUACAGGCUUUACUUUCUGCUGCGGAACCCAACGACCCACAGGAUGCGGUUGUUGCAAAACAAUAUAGAGAAAACAUCGAACUUUUUAACUUAACAGCACAGCAUUGGACUAAUGUUUAUGCUGGUGGUCCAAACCUGGUAUUACAUUUCGUGCAAAAGGUACAAAUGCUUACCGAUAUGGGUGUUGAUGAACAUCAAGCACGGGUUGCAUUGUCAACUUUUGAUUGGGAAUUAGAAAGAGCUACCGAACAGUUGUUCAGUUAGUCUUGCUACUCUGUUGUAAUUUUAAAGUUUGAUACAUACACACAGCAAUUAUUGAUACCUCACAUAUGUUAGUUUUUUUUGGUAGAGUUUUAUAAAGUCAGGACUAAAGACAGUUUUAUUAAUUGAUCAUAAAUUAAAAUAAAAUAAGUUCUAAGAGCUGAAAUAUUGUUUUGGCAAACAAUUUUUCUUUACUUUUCCAUUUAUCAUCAUAAGUACUCAAAAGCUAGAUGUGCUUUUCAUGUAGAAUUCAGUUUCAACUAUGAAACUAACAUGUUUCAAAGGCAUUUAAGUUUGCUAAUAGUAUAAAAGUAUUGUAAAUGAAAUAUCAUAUAUAUUAGCUUUAUUUAAAAUGCAUACAAUUUGUUUUUUCCUUAAUAUAUAUUUAAAGAACAUUAAAAAGUUUUCUCAAAUGUAGUACAUGUCAAAAAGAAAGUGGAAAAAAAAUCUAUGCAGCUAAUAAUGCUGUUUAAUUUUUGGGAAAAAUAUAGUUAUCUUUUCCCUCUUAUUAAUAAUCAAAAAUAAACAAUUAGUAAAAUUUCUUGGAUGCGUCAUAAUUGUGUGAUAGCUGUUAAAAAGGACAAAACCUGUCUCAAAGUUCCAAUAAAUGUUUAUUAUAGCUAAAGCAUAAAGCUACUGAUAAUAAUAGUUGUAAAUGUCAACUAUUCCAAUGGAUGCAAUAUGUGAUGGUUUGUUUUUAUAUAAUGUUUAAAGGAGUAACAUCGGUAAAUGAUUUUAUGUUGGGGUGAAAUAUUCAUGGGAGUGUUACCACUUAAGCUAAUUUUUUAUUCGUGCAUCCAUUGUACUACGAAAUUAUAUAUUUGUACUAAUGGAUAAAUAAACAUUAGGGUUAUUGUUCCACAAGCAUUUUUCUGUUAUCCAGUUAUUACUGGAUACUCAAAAAUUAUAAACCUUUAUUUAUUCCAAGCUAAAUUACACUACUAUUUCUAGUGUAUAUUUUGCCAGAUGUAUAGUUGCUUCUGAAUUUAGUUAUGAAUGAUGCAAGUAACAUUUUCAUGAUGACAAUCCUAAUUUUUAUAGAUUGUUAUCAGUAAAUAUUGAAAUACACUUUUUCUACUUAAUUUUUUAAGGCAAGUUCAUUUUUUCUCCUUCAUAUGACAUUGUAAAUUGUGUGGAAAAUUCAUUCUUAAAGUACAUAAAUAUUAGUAACUAAUAUUAAUGUUUUGUAAAUUUGGUGACUGGUACAUCAAAAGUCAACAAGAACUAGAGAAAGUAUUGUAUGUAAUUUUUGUUUUAGUAUAUAUGUGAGAAUUUAUAAAAAACAUGAACUUAAAACAGCCAA